AUGCUGGCCACUGGAACGAAUAUUAUGCACCCAAGUUUUUCCACCGCCUCCCUGUAUGUAGGGGACCUAAAUGAGGACGUGACCGAGGCAGUCCUGUACGAAAUUUUCAACACCGUUGGACAUGUGUCAUCCAUAAGAGUAUGUCGAGACAGCGUGACAAGAAAAUCACUUGGUUACGCAUAUGUGAAUUACCACAACUUAGCAGACGCGGAAAGAGCAUUGGACACAUUAAACUAUACAAACAUUAAGGGACAGCCAGCUAGACUCAUGUGGAGUCACAGAGAUCCAUCUUUGAGAAAAAGUGGUGCAGGUAAUAUCUUCGUGAAAAAUCUAGACAAGUCUAUAGAUAAUAAGGCGCUAUUUGAUACGUUCAGCAUGUUUGGAAAUAUUCUCUCAUGUAAAGUUGCAACGGAUGAAUUUGGAAAGAGCAAAAGCUAUGGGUUCGUUCACUAUGAGGAUGAGGAGAGUGCAAAGGAAGCCAUCGAAAAGGUGAAUGGAAUUCAGCUAGGAUCGAAGAAUGUAUAUGUAGGCCAUUUUAUAAAAAGGUCGGAGAGAGCUACAAACGAUACUAAAUUUACGAACCUGUAUGUGAAGAAUUUCCCAGACAGUGUUACUGAGGCACAUUUGAAGCAGCUCUUUAGUCCAUAUGGAGAAAUUACGUCCAUGAUUGUGAAGACGGAUAAUAAGAAUAGGAAAUUUUGCUUCAUCAAUUAUGCUGAUUCGGAGAGUGCAAAAAAUGCUAUGGAAAAUCUGAACGGAAAGAAGAUCACCGAUGAUGGGCAGAUAGAUCAUACCUACGAUGCGAAAAAGGAAGAAGCAGAGAGUGGAAGUGCAGGUAUAAAUGGCGGGGCUGGCAACGCUAGUGCGGACGCUAAUGGGGCAGAAGUUGAAGGCGGUAAAGCAGCAGUAGAUGCGAAGGGGGACAACAAAGCUGCUACCGCUGGUGAGGCUGGCAAAAGUGGAGAAGAAACUGAAGGAGCAGCUAACACCACCGCAGCAACGUCAGAAUCCGCCAAGGCAAAAGAAGGCAACAAUGACGAAUCUGACGAUAAGGCCAAUGAAGCAUCAGGGGCCACUUCCACAGAUGCAGCUGCCAACGCGAAGGAAGACGCAGGAAAUAGCGCUGGAGCAAAUGCAGCCGCACAAGGAGAAAGCACAAAUGCAAUUAGUAAAAAGGAAAGUGGUUCAGAGAACGCAGACAGUCCUAACAUCCUAUAUGUAGGACCUCAUCAGUCGAGAGCCAGAAGACAUGCCAUUCUGAAGGCCAAAUUUGAUAACCUCAACAUGGAAAGUAAAAACAAACACCAGGGUGUAAAUCUGUAUAUAAAAAAUUUGGACGAUGCGAUUGACGACCAAACAUUGAAGGAACUGUUUGAACCAUAUGGCACCAUAACCUCAGCAAAGGUCAUGAGAGACGACAAGGAACAAAGCAAAGGGUUCGGUUUUGUCUGCUUCGCACAACAAGAAGAAGCAAACAAAGCAGUAACAGAAAUGCACCUGAAAAUCAUCAAUGGAAAACCCCUAUACGUUGGUUUGGCAGAAAAGAGAGAACAAAGAUUAUCUAGACUACAACAACGAUUCCGCAUGCACCCCAUAAGGCACCACAUGAAUAAUGCAUUAAAUUCUCCCAUGCAAUACCCAAACCCACAGUCCCCACAGAUGCAGUUUAAUCAGAACACUUUAAAUUAUGGUAGACCUGUUUUAACUCCAUUUAACCAGAAUAACCUCAUUUCCUGGAGACAUCAACAAGCGGCACAACAACAAGUGGUUCACCAACAGGCAGCUCAACAGCAACUAAAUUUCAAUGCGAAUUUAAGAGGACAGAUGAACCAAAUGAGAUUCUACGCACAAGGAGGAGCCAACAUGAUGAAUAACAGUAUGAAUCAGAAUAAGGUUAACUCCCAACUGCACCCAGGACACCAAUAUCCGAACGCACUAGGACAAGCAAAUCCACAACAACAGAAUAUGAACGCACCAGGACAACACAACAACAACCAACCGAUGCAACAACAGCCUGGAAACAAUCAAAUGUUGAACAAUAAUAUGAGGAACAUGAACAACAGAGCGGGUAGAAAUAUGGGAGGAGGAAAUAUGGGAAACAUGCCAAACCAGAAACAGAUACCUCUCAACAUGGUAGGUAAGCAGAACACUGCUCAGGCCAACCAGAUGAACCACCAGGGACCACCUCCACCACAACAACAGACGCAACAACCAUCACAACAACAACAGACACAACAGAAGGCGGCCCAACAAAUGCAACAACAGGUACCUCCAAAUGGAAACUUCAAAUUCACAUCACAAGCAAGAAACCGUAUGGAAAUGCCAAACAAAAAUGCAAAUAAAGUGAACCCAAUUAAUAACAUGAACGUGAACUUUAACAACAACUCGACUUUAACUGCUGCUGCGUUGGCGUCUGCACCUCCCUCCAUGCAGAAGCAAGUUUUGGGAGAAAACUUAUUCCCCCUGGUUGCAAACUACCACCCAACUUUAGCUGGAAAAAUCACGGGAAUGAUGUUGGAGAUGGACAACUCCGAGCUGCUAAUUUUGCUGGAAAAUGAGGAGCAGCUGAAGAAGAAAAUUGACGAGGCGCUUGUCGUGCUGCAGAAGGCCAAGUAG
Messenger RNA from Plasmodium coatneyi, 2616 nucleotides. Its product is annotated as Polyadenylate-binding protein. The transcript has a single exon. The record is from RefSeq and is a predicted model, not a curated record. Gene Ontology annotation, molecular function: poly(A) binding; mRNA 3'-UTR binding; poly(U) RNA binding. NCBI's taxonomy places the organism in Eukaryota, Apicomplexa, Aconoidasida, Haemosporida, Plasmodiidae. The coding region runs from base 1 to 2616 and encodes 871 amino acids. Gene Ontology annotation, cellular component: ribonucleoprotein complex; cytosol; nucleus.